Cydia splendana is the source of this 470-nucleotide messenger RNA. RefSeq names its product chorion class A protein Ld12-like. The record is from RefSeq and is a predicted model, not a curated record. The transcript is spliced from 2 exons. Lineage: Eukaryota; Metazoa; Arthropoda; Insecta; Lepidoptera; Tortricidae. The coding region runs from base 114 to 470 and encodes 118 amino acids.
GCAUUAUCUUUGACCCAUUUCCACAUUUCUCCAACGAUAAUAAAUAGUAUAAAUGUGUCAAUGGAACUAGAACAAUCAUUCUAACUUCCAUUACCGAAGAAAGAACAUUCGAAAUGUCCCGUUUUGCAGUCGUUGUGUUGUGCGCCAUGGCUUUCCUGGUCCAGGCUGUGCUUAGCCAGCAGUGCGGUUGCAACCAAAUCUCCUAUGGCAACUCCGGGGUCGCUCUCAGCGGAAUCAAGUCGAGUUCGUCCAGCAGCUACAGCAAGAGCGGGUCCAGCUACGGCUCCUCCGCGUCGUACGGCGGCUCGGGAACCGGGCAGGUGGGCGUGUCCGGCGACAUCGGCGCGAGCGGCACCACCUCCGUCGUCGGCUCCGUGCCCGUGCUCGGCUCCGUCACGUUCGGUGGCUGCGUGCCGGCGUGCGGCUCCGUGUCCAUCUCCGGACAGUGCGGAUGCGGUUGCAAAGCUUAA